GCAGGAGCAGCGCUCACUAUAAAGGCAUCAGCCGUUGUUUAACCCCUGCCUGCUGGAAUUUACCCGGGUCAGACAGCAGCUCAUACCUCCAGGCAGCUUUAGAUCUCCAGAGCCUGCACCCCUGGGUGACCCUGGAUUUUUCCACCCAGGUUAAUUCCACCUCCCUGAACUCUCCGAGUAUCCGUGGUUCUAUGAGCGCGCCGCUGCUGCAUCCAUCCCUCAGCAGUUCUGGGAUCAGCUCGUCAUUGGGCUCCCCCAACCAGCUCCACUCGCCCCUCGGCUCUCCCAUCAAUGGCAUGGGCCCACCUUUCUCAGUCAUCAGCCCACCUCUGGGUCCCUCCAUGUCGGGCAUGGGGUUUGGCACCGGCAAUCCUCAGCUCCAUUCCCCCAUGCACUCGGUCAGCAGCACAGAGGAUAUCAAGCCGCCUCCUGGAAUAAAUGGCAUCCUUAAAGUGCCGAUGCACCCCUCGGGAGCUAUGGCAGCCUUCACCAAGCACAUCUGCGCCAUCUGCGGGGACAGAUCUUCAGGUAAACACUAUGGGGUGUACAGCUGUGAAGGAUGCAAGGGGUUUUUCAAGCGGACUGUUCGGAAGGACCUCACGUACACAUGCCGGGACAGCAAGGACUGCCUGAUUGACAAGCGGCAGAGGAACCGGUGUCAGUACUGUCGCUAUCAGAAGUGUCUCGCUAUGGGCAUGAAGAGAGAAGUUUUAGGCAGCUGGACGGCUGCCGGUAAGAAGUUUGUGAUAAGGAAUGAGGGAAAUUUAGAUCAGCCGCUCCAUCCACCAGGAGGCUCUUGUCUUGACCACCCAUCAGCUGUGCAGGAGGAGAGGCAGCGAGGGAAAGAACGGAAUGAGAACGAGGUAGAGUGCACCAGCAGCGCCAGUGAGGACAUGCCCGUGGAGAAAAUCCUGGAGGCCGAACUGGCGGUGGAGCCAAAGACAGAAACUUACAUUGAGGCCAACAUGGGCCUCGCCCCUAAUUCUCCCAGCGAUCCCGUCACCAACAUUUGCCAAGCCGCCGACAAGCAGCUCUUCACUUUGGUCGAAUGGGCAAAAAGAAUCCCGCACUUUUCAGAACUGCCGCUAGACGACCAAGUAAUACUGCUCAGAGCGGGAUGGAAUGAACUCCUCAUCGCCUCCUUCUCCCAUCGAUCAAUAGCUGUCAAAGAUGGAAUCCUCUUAGCCACCGGCCUGCACGUUCACCGGAACAGCGCGCACAGUGCGGGAGUCGGCGCCAUCUUUGACAGGGUCCUCACAGAACUGGUCUCCAAAAUGCGGGAUAUGCAGAUGGACAAGACCGAGCUGGGCUGCUUACGGGCAAUCGUCUUAUUCAACCCAGACUCUAAGGGUCUCUCCAACCCCUCAGAGGUGGAGGCGUUACGUGAGAAGGUCUAUGCCUCGCUGGAAGCUUACUGUAAACACAAGUACCCAGAGCAGCCGGGGAGGUUUGCAAAGCUUUUGUUGCGUCUGCCCGCUCUCCGGUCCAUCGGCCUCAAAUGCUUGGAACACCUUUUCUUCUUCAAGCUAAUAGGAGACACACCCAUCGACACCUUUUUAAUGGAGAUGCUGGAAGCGCCUCAUCAAAUGACUUAAAGAGAAGCAAGGUCUUAUGUCCCCUUGUGCCGAGGGCAAUAGACUUCUUAUAGGACGCCCUCAAGAGACACUGUGGUCCCUCCACGCUUCGAGAAAACGUCCAGGAUCCCUCAUCCUAUGUCACGUGCGCGCCUUCAGUCCAUCCACGGAGCUAGGACCGCACUGUCCCAUCAUGAACAGCAGAAAGUGACGGACGUGUACGGGCCGGGCUCGCCCUCAAGGCCGCUUUCUUUUUUCGUUUAGGAUGGCUUGGUUGUCGCUGCUGAAGCUUUAGUCGCUGUUCUUGGUAAUUUUGACCCCAGUAUCUGAAACGUGGAAAAAUCUGCAAAGAUCCCGGAGGGUGAAUGUAUUUUUAUUUUUGGUUUUCAGUACAUGUGAUGCAUAAGGACUGUGGAAGACUUUGCUGAUCCUCGUCAUUCUCAAGUGAGAGCGGGGUCAUCGCCAUCAGCGGUCGCCCACCGGCCAGGCUCGCAGCUGCCGGCAAUGGAAGAGUGGGGGGUCAAUCCCAUGUCUGAUAUUAGGCCUUAAUCAUAAAAAAACAAACAUCUCAGAGUGAAGCUCGGCGCAGAGCUUACCACGUGCCCCUCACCAGCGGUUUACGGUGAGGCGUUUGACGUGUGGACUGUUUGAUCCUGUGGUGUAAGUCGUACAGCCGCUCCACUGCCGGAUGUUUUGUGUUUUAGAACCAUUUGGGUGAUUGGUUAGCUUGUAUUAAGGCUCUUUUUGGAACAAGGCACUACAGAUUUACUGAAUUAUUUUUGUUUUUAUGUAUUCGAGAAAGUUUAGAAACCCAAGGACCGGGAUUUACUGGCUCUUUAAUAGAAAAAUAAAAAUAAUAAAAAAAAUAAUACAUACAAUAUCAGUAUCGGAAGAGCGAAAAAAUAAGGACUUGGGCACCACGGGUAGAAUUCAGGGAUUUUGUCCAAUGUUUUCAAACUCCUUUACGUCCAGAGAGGGCUUCAGAGCAUCACUUAACCUCUCCGGUCGCAGGGGGAACUGGCGGAGGCAGAAAAUCCCAGUCAUUAUAAUGUCCACGUAUCACAAGCAGCAGAGAUUUGUACAACCAAGAGCCGGAUCCCGGGUUCACCCCCCUCCGAUUCCGGCUCCUUAUAGAUGUGGGCCUGGAGACGUCCUUUAGUGAAUGAGGAAUAAGCAUCUUACUCUCAGGUCGCGGCCGGUCCCAGGCUCGUAGAUGGCAGAGCAGACGACCUUUUGGUUCUUGGUCUAUUUGGUGCUACAACUGGAACCUGAAGGCGCGUUCUCGUUUUCUGCGGUCGUUGUAGCCCAAACAGAUGCAAAGUGCCAAAAGUGCUGCGACCAGUGAGCCGAUGGCACUGCCAGCCAUAUUCAGCAAGGAGGGGCCCCGGCUGACCACGUACUCAUCCAGGACGGCGGACAGACGCCUCCGUUUUGUUGCAGGGUAGGUCAGUGCUCAGCGGACGUGGAGUCUGGCCUGUGUUUCUUCUUGUAAAGUAUAAAAUGCUCUAUGUGUAUAUUUUCCAAAGAAACUUGUUCUGUCGUCUUCAUUGGCGCUCUCUAUUCUGCAUGAGAGCGUCUUACUCGUAAACCUGAGCCAAUGCUAAUAGCACGCUUCUGUGAAGCCUCCCCCCCCGCCCUUCUUACCUGCGACUAUUAAUGCCGUUGUUAUACCUCUUCUGUUUCCCUUACUAUAGUGACUAGCAGGGAGACCUGUGGGGGCCCCCAAACCAGAGCCGGGCGUUCUGUACCUCUGCUGCCAUCCACGAGUGACGCUGCCCCAUGUACUAAACCACUAAUGCAUCAUAGGUGUCGUCCUGAUCCUAGUCUUCAGGGUCGGUAGCACAGCGUCCCCCUCCCCUAAGGAAACUGACAGAAUUCUGACUGCAGCUCUGUGUGUGACUAGUGCAUUAAAGUGCCCCUACUAUCCAAUAGCUGUCGGGUGUGUGAACGUGUUUUUCAUCCAUUGCGGCGGCCAGUCCUCCUCUGCCCCAGACAAUAGUCCAAUGUGUAUGAGGCCUCUCCGCACAGGUCUGAUUCAGUAACCGCUUGCAUAUGACUCUACAUUGUACCCGUUUUCUGUUAUUCCUUCUAGAAGUUAAUGAAUGAAUUGCCAGCAGUCUGCCAUAGAGGUCCAGCUGGGUGUUACCAGUUAGCGGUGUGUCUCUGCCCAGUAUGACACUGGCAGCACUGACUGAUAGUUAGGGGAGAAGCAGCGGCCCCUCUCUAAGACUUCAUGUGCAAGAAAGGUAAAGUAGUAACUCACUCUUAAAGGGGUUGUCUGGAAUUCCCCCCCGCCUGCCCACCGAAUGUUUCGCUCCGGAGUCCUCUGCUGCCUUCACCGCUCUUUGGUCCCGCAUGUAACCUGUGGAAUGGACAGGACGAUGUGCCACUCGGGGACACGUCACUGCUGCAGCGGCUCAUGUGAGGUUUACAUGGGGGCCAAACUGCAGUGAAGAUGGCCGUGGCCCCAGGGAGUAGGGAGGCAUGCAGCUCCAGCAGGUGACAACCCCUUUAAAGUACAGAGGUAGUCCUGAGAGCGUCGCCGCUUAUCUCACGUCAUAUUAUCUUCAGUUAUUGCCCCCAAAGACUUGAUAAUUAAAGGGUCCCAAAACCUCAAGGCAAAGCUGCGUAUCACUGAGGUUUUAUUCGCAGUGAGGUUAUGGCUGAGAUGAUGGAGGUUGUAGUCUCUCCCUUACUGAUGCCGCCAUGGGCUCGAGCCUGUCCCGCAGCAGCUCUGUGCAUGUGAAAACUUUGCCUUAAUCUCUUCGGGGACAAUGACCACCAGUUUGUUGGACUGAGCCCUAAUUGUGUCAUUUGGACUUCACCCUUGAGGCUCUGUGUACAUUUCCGCUGAAAAGAUAAGUUUUUAGCUUUUGUAGUAACCCCUUCACUGCCGUAAAUAACUGGAAAUUCAUCAAGUGAAGAAGGGAGGGCGGUGAACACGGAGCAUCAUUUAUGUUCUGGAUAUUCCCCCAAACAGAGGUUUAAUGUGUGGAUUUUACUGAAGCGUGCGGUCUAAUAUGAGACAUCACAGGGGGAGACGAUAGGAAGAUCCUCCCAGAUAAGGCACAGAGCGCUGAAUGAAUACGGACGGUCAGCCAGAAACUAGAAGGUCAUACAUGCAAUGUUAGGUAUCUAUCCUACUCGGGAAAGCUGGGCGGUCAUGGCGGCCAUCUUGUUAUCACCCAGCUUCCCCAGAAACAGAUAUAAAUUCUCUUUGGUCUUAACCUGAGAUUUACAGGGGGAAUGAGCUGAUCCCGUCAGGAGGGAAUCGUCUCAUGAGACGCUGUAAGAUCUCUGACGAUUCUCACGGAUUAGGCCACAUUCACACCACGUCAGGAAAAACACCAUUAAAAACUGAUUAAUUUCAUUGACUUUUUAAAAAAUCCCAACCCCUGCAGUGCCCUCACUAUACAUUAUGGCCCCCAGUAUUAUAAAUGGUCUGUCAUAGUUCCCCCAGUGUCCUUAGUGUGUGUAUAUAUACACCCCCAUAUAUAAUGACCCCCACCCACAGUAGUGCUGGCGAUUUCAUGCGCAGGGACAGGGGCUCUUCCCUGGAGGCAGCAGGGCCGGACGCUCCCAGGGUGAUUAUGUGGCGCUGGGGGUGCAGGCUGUGUUCUUAGUGGCCAUUAGACGGGUGCAUUCCUGUCAAAAUAGCCAUUAAAACUGGUUCUGCUGAUUUGGAUGGGGUCCAUCUGGCCAUGUGAAUAGCCCCAUAGACUGCAAUGGCUCUGAAAAUGGACCUUAACCGUCAUGUGAAUGAGGCCUGAAGCUGCAGGGGCCGCCAGGACCGGUACAGACAGCUGCAGAUGUGCUCCGUAUACACAGGGAUUACAGCAGAGGGGGAACGCCCGGCUCUACCAUAGUGCAUCAAUUUUGAGAUGCUGCAGGACAAGGGGGUUCCAUACAGAGCGCUCUGGGGAUCACCAGCAAUGAGAGUGUUCAUGUGUCGCUCUUGUCAUACUAUGUAUAAAAAAAAAAAGAAUUUGUGUAUUACAAAACUAAAACAAAAAAAAAAUAUAUAUAGAAAGGGUUAAAAAUCUAUUGUAUCAGCAAAAAGUUUAAAAGAAGCUCUAUUUUUGUAUUAUGGAUCUUUAUCCCUCUGUGUCCGUUUUGUAUCAGCUUUCACGUGUUCUGGAUUCGUGUGCGGUUGGGUUGAGAAUAUCACAUGGACUAAGCCAACGCUACAUCACCGUGUGCAAGGAGUCCUACCCAUAGUCCAACAGAAGGGGGCACAACCCCUGCCCAGGGGUUGGGAGAAUGUUACCGUCACUAAGCAACAGUCGCGCUGAUACAAUCUGAUCAUCCAAUCUGUGUACCGUGAUGACUGAACGCCAUCAGACGCAGAUACAUUUCACCACCGAGGUGUUAAAGGGAAUGUGUCAUCAGAAAAUUACCUAUUGCUUAAAUCACGUUUUUACGUUAAACCCUUAUUUUUAUUUUGAAUUUUUUGUUAAUUAUUUUUAUAAUUUUCAAUGUCUCUAUGUAAAAUAAAAAAAGCAUUUUCACACUGGCCACUAAGCCUAAAAUAUGUUAGACGCAUUGUGCCGGCUAUCAGACGCUCCCUUCCGGCAGUCGCCUGCUCAUUCAUGGUGAAUCCUGUUAUCAAUACAGAGGUGUUACUUGUCAUUGUGCCUGUGAUGAUGAUGAUAAUGGCUGCUGGAAGGUUACCGGUACAGGGAAUCAUGGCCUGUUAUUAGGCCUAGAGGCCUGUGUAGAAAUUGCAGGAUUAUAUACAUUUUUUUAAAUAUACAUAGUGCCAU
Messenger RNA from Bufo gargarizans (Asiatic toad), 6337 nucleotides. It is a transcript of the gene RXRA, whose product is annotated as retinoid X receptor alpha. Lineage: Eukaryota; Metazoa; Chordata; Amphibia; Anura; Bufonidae. Gene Ontology annotation, cellular component: RNA polymerase II transcription regulator complex; nucleus. Gene Ontology annotation, biological process: negative regulation of transcription by RNA polymerase II; response to retinoic acid; retinoic acid receptor signaling pathway. The record is from RefSeq and is a predicted model, not a curated record. Gene Ontology annotation, molecular function: nuclear steroid receptor activity; nuclear receptor activity; retinoic acid-responsive element binding. The coding region runs from base 192 to 1595 and encodes 467 amino acids. The transcript is spliced from 11 exons.